Messenger RNA from Rhagoletis zephyria (snowberry fruit fly), 708 nucleotides. NCBI's taxonomy places the organism in Eukaryota, Metazoa, Arthropoda, Insecta, Diptera, Tephritidae. The record is from RefSeq and is a predicted model, not a curated record.
AUGAGCAAAUACAUAACCCCACCAGUUUGUACGCCCAAACAACAAAGUGGAGAGUGCCAUGGUCCAGCCUUUCCAACGCAAGGAAUUUGGCAGCCGAUCACUCUUGAGGCUUUCAAUGAGAUUACACUACGAAGUAUUACAGUGGACACGCAACAAGAUCACACUGGACAGUGGCUGCUCAACUGUACCGUGUUCUUGGAAAGUGCUGCCUCUAGUAGAUCCAAUGGCAACUUGAGCUUCUACUUGAACAACACUUUCCUAAUGAAACACGAGUUUAAAGCUCAAUUUGAUGGCAAGGGCGAAGCAUCCAUAAGCGCCUUUAUGCUAGUGCCCAGCAAAUUUCAGAUAAAGCCCUGGUUCCCAAAUGGCGUUGGCUUGCAGUAUCUCUACUCACUGACUGCCAAAGUUGUAGGUGCUGCCGGAGAAUCCACCUCCAAGACGAUUCGCAUUGGCUUUCGAACGGUGAAACUAAUCCAAAAAAGACUACCGUCAACCGAAGAGGCGUACUCCUUCUACUUUGAAGUGAACAACUUGCCCAUCUUUUCCAAAGGUUCCAACUGGAUUCCCGCUCAUGUGCUGCACGAGUCGUACUCUGAAGAGUACAUUCGAGAUUUGCUGAUCUCCGCCAAGUUGGCCAACAUGAACAUGCUGCGCGUUUGGGGCGGUGGCAUCUACGAGGAUGACCGGUUCNUUUCUACUUUGAAGUGA